Molecule: messenger RNA, 1466 nt
Organism: Vigna umbellata (rice bean)
Lineage: Eukaryota; Viridiplantae; Streptophyta; Magnoliopsida; Fabales; Fabaceae
Source: RefSeq, a predicted model, not a curated record
GAAAACGCGUUUAUCUGUCACAAACGCGUUUCAGUUCUUGUGUUCCAUUUGUUUAUAUAUGUAUAUAAAAACAUACCCUUUUGCCUUUUCUCUUGCUUUUUCAAAUCCAAUUCUCUCAAUUUCUCUUUUCUCAAUCCGUUUUGUUCUUUCAUUGAAAAGGGUACUGGUGAAUAGUGAAUAGUGAUGUUUCUCUCUAGAUUUUUUGUGCUUGUGUUCACAGCUUGCUUUCUUCUGUUUCCAGCCAAUGGAAUUAGAUCUUUUGCUGGUUAUGAAACUGAGGUUGAAGUUGAUUCCUUUGUGCAAUUCAGAGAAGCCCCUGAAUACAGAAACCAGAAAAAGUGUACUCUGCUUGAUUCAAGCAAUGUUCCAAUGGCAUCUUCAUGUGAUCCUUCACUUGUGCAUAUUGCAAUGACCAUUGAUUGGCACUACUUGAGAGGGUCCAUUGCUGCAGUGCACUCUGUGUUGAAACACACUUCCUGCCCUCAGAAUCUGUUCUUUCACUUCAUAGCAUCAGAUGCAAGAUUGGAGAGCAGGGAUGAGUUUGAAAGGAUUGUUCAAACCUCCUUUCCUUCCUUGAGGUUUGAAGUUUAUGUGUUUGAGGAAAGUCUUGUUGGCAACCUGAUAUCUCCUUCCAUCAGGGAAGCACUUGACAACCCGCUUAACUAUGCAAGAACUUACCUGGCUGAUUUGCUUGAUCCCUGCAUUGAGAGGGUUAUAUACUUGGACUCUGAUGUUAUAGUUGUUGGUGAUGUUCAAGAGCUUUGGAAGGUUCCAUUGACAGGGUCAAGGGUGAUUGGUGCUCCUGAAUAUUGCUAUGCAAACUUCACCAGAUACUUCUCCUAUGAGUUUUGGUCCAGUGCUGAGUUCUCUGAGGUGUUUGAAGGGAAAAGGCCUUGCUACUUCAACACUGGGGUGAUGGUGAUGGACUUGUUGAGGUGGAGAGAGGGUGAUUACACAAGGAAGAUUGAGAAGUGGAUGGAGAUUCAAAAGGAGAGAAGGAUCUACAAGUUAGGGUCACUCCCUCCUUUUUUGUUAGUUUUUGGUGGUGAUGUUGAGGCUAUUGAUCAUAGAUGGAACCAACAUGGUCUUGGAGGGGAUAAUGUUAGAAACAGUUGCAGAACUUUGCAUCCUGGUUCUGUCAGUUUGCUGCAUUGGAGUGGGAAAGGGAAGCCAUGGACAAGGCUUGAUGCUAAGAAGCCUUGCUCAGUGGACUUUCUCUGGGCACCUUACGAUCUCUAUAUACCUUCUCAGCAUAAGAGAAUUGCUACUGCUACAAUGCAUUCGCCAUUUUAGCACAUAAGUUUAUAUUGGUUUAUCUGAUUCAUCUGUUCUGAUUUUUUUUGACAGACAGAACAAUCAACAGAUUUUGUAAUGUUUGUUCAUAGUUUUUCAAUAGUGUAGUUACAAAGAAUAUAUCACAGGGAACAUGUCGAUGCAAUUGGAUAUACUGAGUUUAGUUUUCAGGA